This is a messenger RNA of Lycium ferocissimum, 960 nucleotides long. RefSeq names its product glutathione S-transferase T1-like. The coding region runs from base 55 to 807 and encodes 250 amino acids. The record is from RefSeq and is a predicted model, not a curated record. The transcript has 7 exons. Lineage: Eukaryota; Viridiplantae; Streptophyta; Magnoliopsida; Solanales; Solanaceae.
AAUCCAUUCUCAAAAUUAGAAAGUAAACCAAAUUGUAGUUUCCAAAAAAAAAAGAUGACACUGAGAGUAUACGUAGAUCGUAUAUCACAUCCUUGUCGUGAAGUUAUCAUUUUCUGCAGGUUAAAUGGAAUAGACUUUGAGGAGGUCCGCAUAGAUCUCUCCAAACGCCAGCACUUGACUCCGGAAUUCAAAGGAAUCAACCCACUGAUGCAAAUACCAGCUAUAAUGGAUGGAAGAUUCAAGCUUUCCGAAAGUCAUGCAAUUCUCAGAUAUCUGGCUUGUGCAUUUCCAGGAAUUGCUGAUCAUUGGUAUCCAGCUGACUUGUAUCAAAGAGCAAAGGUCGAAUCUGUGUUGGAUUGGCAUCGCGCUAACUUCCCUCGCGGUCCAGCUGGAUAUGUCUCUAAGUCUGUUCUCGCUCCUGCAAUUGGGCUGCCAUUGAAUCCACAAGCAGCAGCAAAAGCUGAGAAAAUCCUUAUAGCAUCGCUUGCAAAGAUAGAGUCUGUUUGGCUCCAGAAAAAAGGACGAUUUUUGCUUGGGAGUGACCAGCCUUCAAUUGCAGAUCUUAGUUUAGCGUGUGAAAUUAUGCAACUUGAGGUUGUGGAUGAGAAGGAUCGUGAGCGUAUAUUAGGUCCAUUCAAGAGAGUUCAGAAGUGGCUUAAUGACACGAAAAAUGCCAUGGCACCUCAUUUCGAAGAAGUGCAUUCAAUUCUCGCAGAAGUUAAAGAGAAGUUGCAAAAACAAAGAAAUGCUAUAGGAAGUAGAAUUACUGAAGUGGGCAGAAAACCUGACUUGCAUUCAAAGAUGUGACAAAGCAGUUAGGAAACCAGAAACUGCAUUAUGCUCACAGCAUUGUGGAUAAAUAUUUCCUGUACACUUACUAUUUGAAGCUGAUCAGGAGGAGAACUCUGGUCCGAGCUUUCCCUUUUCAUUUUCUAUAUCAAUUUGUAUUCAUAGAAUAAG